Molecule: messenger RNA, 1593 nt
Organism: Laetiporus sulphureus 93-53
Lineage: Eukaryota; Fungi; Basidiomycota; Agaricomycetes; Polyporales; Laetiporaceae
Product: DUF647-domain-containing protein
Exons: 8
Coding region: 1-1593 (530 amino acids)
Source: RefSeq, a predicted model, not a curated record
AUGCUCAUUCAGGAACGAGACGACUCUGGCCGUCUCACUGCAGCAUAUGCGAUCGAUAUUCCUGUCUCAGAGCCCAAGGGACCUCUCAACGAGGCAGACACAGACAUAGAGCCGUCGAUGAGCAGCUCAAACGUCUCGGUGAGGGUUGGGCGGCAGCGGACUGAUUGGCGCAGGUUCUUCAGCAACGUGUUCUUACCUGCAGGAUACCCCGCGAGUGUCUCUCCAGAUUACCUCCAAUACCAGAUAUACAAUGCGCUGCAGGCGUUCUGCAGCUCUCUUGCAGGACUGAUCGCGUCGAGAGCGGUGCUCAUCGGCUUUGGCGUUGGGAAUGCGAACGCCUCAGCCACACAUGCUAUCUUCCUCACCGCGCUGCAGGAUGUCUUCUUCCGGCUGACCACAAUCGUUUCCGCGUAUGCUCUCGGAACCUCGCUCUUUCCCGAGGCCAAGACCUACCGAUUGCUUGCCGAUGUGUUCAACGACGCUGCGAUCCUGCUCGACACGCUCUCCCCGCACCUCGGCUCGCUUUGUGUCAUCUAUCACGUCCCGUUCCUUGCGUCGUGCUCGGGCUCUCCGGUACGCGUGGCGGCGCUCUGCGGGAGUUCGGCGUUCCGUGCGCUGUGUGGUGUUGUGGCUGGAGGGUCAAAGGCGGCGUUGACUGUGCAUUUCGCUGAGGGUGGUAGUGGGACUGUGAAGGGAGAUGUUGGUGAUCUCAAUGCGAAGGAUGGUAGCAAGGAGACGGUGCUCGCUCUUCUGGGUAUGCUGUGUGGAACGUUUGUGAUGCAUUAUGUACACAGCACCCUUGCGACGUAUGGAGUACUUCUCACACUACUUUCCUUCCAUCUCCUUGGAAAUUACAUCGCCGUCAGAGUGGUCAUUUUCCGGACGCUCAACCGUCAGCGAGCCAGCAUCCUCUGGAUGACAUAUCGCGCCAGGUCGAGGGAACAAGGCGGGAAUGCGGUCAAUGUUCCCGUUCUUUCUCCAGAGGUCGUCGCCUCCCAUGAGCGCAUAUUCACCGACCCCUCGGUGAUACGUGACACCAGCUCAUCGUCUAGGCCACGUCUCGCGAAAUGCCAUCUCGGCGCAUCUUUCGCCUCUCUCACCGGGAUGUCCGGUCUGUCAUUCGCCCUACCCUUCUUCGCCUCGCCCAUCAACAACAAACAAGCCCAACUCCGCCUCUCCGCCGCGGACCUGGAGAGCAUCCUCUCCAUCUUCUCCUCUGAGGCCUACCUUCUCUGGCCAAGCCCACACGCCCACGUGCUCCCGCACAUCCACGUCUGCAUGAAGGCCGGCCACACACCACUCGACACGCUCAAGGCGUGGACGCACGCGCACGAAACCGCGCGGCUCCUUGCAGGGCGCACGCCGCGUUCGUUCGACGUCGCACUUGCGGCGGUGCAGACGGCGCUGCACGCCGUGGAUGCGGACUUCUCAACGUUCGUGGAGAAGGCACGAGUGGCGGGUUGGCAGGUAGACGAGGUCGGUCUCGUCGUGGGCGCGCUGGGGUCGGUGGCCGUUGAUGAGGGCUUGGUGGGCGUGGAUGUGGGCGUGGAUGCUGGGCAUGCGGUGGGUUGGGAGGAGCGGAAGAACCAGUAA